Chironomus riparius is the source of this 1365-nucleotide messenger RNA. NCBI's taxonomy places the organism in Eukaryota, Metazoa, Arthropoda, Insecta, Diptera, Chironomidae. The record is from the annotation of a GenBank genome assembly.
AUGGAACCAAAGAAACUACCUCAAUUUAUAGCUGCGAUAGCAGCAUCUGGUGGAGCAUUUUGUGCUGGAAUGAGUCUCGCCUGGACAUCACCUGUUGGUCCACGAUUACUUGAAGAUGUUCAAUACUUCCCAAUCACAGCUGAUCAGUGGAGUUGGAUAGCAUCAAUCUACAAUGUUGGAUGUGCUUUAUCAUCGUUAAUCAUUGGUUAUUGGAUGGAUCAAUUUGGAAGGAAAUGGACUAUGAUUCAUUUGAUUGUUCCAUUUUUAAUUGGAUGGUCGUUGCUGAUUUGGGGACAGAACUUUGCAAUGUUAUUUAUGGGUCGAUUAAUUGUUGGAAUUGCUUCUGGUGCUUUUUACAUCUCUGUUCCUCAAUACACAACAGAAAUAUCAGAAAAAGAAGUCCGUGGAAUUUUAGGUUCCUUUCUUCAACUUUUCUUAUCAAUCGGUGUCGUUUUUGUUUACGUAUUUGGUGCUUACUUGACAGUUUUUUGGCUGAAUGUGAUUUGUGGAAUUUGUCCAAUCAUUUUUGGACUUAUCUUUGUCUUUAUGCCUGAAUCUCCUUUUUAUUUAGUCAGAAGUAAUCAAUUGGAUAAAGCUAGAGAGUCAUUGAAGUGGCUACGAGGUUCAAGUUAUGAUCCAGAGCAUGAAAUUAAGCAGUUUCAAGAGAACUUAGUGACAAACGACGGAAAUAUUGAUUUGAAGGAUGAAUUUAAGAAGAAGUCGUCUAUAAGAGCACUUGUUAUUGGAUUUGGACUGCUGUAUUUUAGACAUAUGUCGUGUAUUAUUCCGAUUCUAUUCUUUGCAACUACCAUUUUUGCUGCAGCUAAUGUGGGCCUCUCAGCAGACAUGUCCACAAUAAUCAUUGGCAUUAUGCAAUUCAUAUCCUCGUUUGCUGCAUCGAUCCUUGUCGAUCGACUAGGAAGAAGAAUUUUACUUCUUAUUUCAAUAAUUUUCAUGACAUUGACACUUUUUGCUAUCGGAGCAUUCUUCUACAUUCAAUCAAUAGAUCCAGAAGCUGCUGAAUCAUUGUCAUGGCUUCCAUUGACUUCUCUCUGCAUCUACAUUCUUGCAUAUCCUGUGGGUUAUGGUAGCGUCCCAUGGCUGGUUGUCAGUGAAGUCACACCAAAGAAUAUCAAAUCAGUCAAUGGACCAAUUGUUGGAUUUUUCACAUGGAACUUUGCAUUCCUUAUCAGCGCAUCAUUUAAGAGUGUCAUGAAUAAUUUUGGAAUUGGACAAACAUUUUGGAUAUUCGGAGGUGUCAGUACAAUAGGAAUUAUUUUCACAUAUUAUGUCAUACCCGAGACAAAAGGAAAGUCAUUAGCGGAAAUAGAAAUGGUGCUGAAUAAGAAAAAAGGUAGCAAAUAA